AUGCUGAGUUCUGAAUUUCGCAUUAUCUUUUCCUGUCCUGAAAUCACAAAAUUCAAGUUGCCAUUUGACAAGCACCCCAUUAACACGGAUGUUACUUACAAAGCGGUGUCCUCCGGUUAUUAUCUGGUCUCAUCCGUCAUCUACGUCGAAGAAAUGAAAAAACAUAUGGUGUUUUUUCAAGCUGUUAUCAAGCAUCAAACCGCCGAACAAUUUGCCUUCUACUUCAAGGCGUUGUUUAAGAAGUAUGCAAUUGUAUCAAAGUUUUUUCUUGGUAUACUUUUAGAUUUCUAUAAAGCUGAGCAACGAGGUUUUCAUCAAGCCUGCGAUGAGCAUUUUAAUAUGGACGAUAAAUCUUCUUUAAUUAUCAAAAUCCAGAGAAUUGUUCCUGCCGGUAAAUCUAAAGAAUUUAUUUCUCUUGCUUACAUGUUGCAAAAAACGACCAGGGAAGAGGUCUUCUUUGAAACAGGAAGGAGUCUUAAGACGUUUCUAAAUUGCCUUAGUUGGUUGCAAUGGUGGUUGGAUGACCAUGAUCGACCUACUAUUUUUAAUUACGAUUCGAAUAUGAAGCAGGAAUUGCAAGAGCAUGAAUCCAGAACUACGAACGGAAUCGAAUCUUUUCACAAAAACUUGUGCCGUUUUGUGGACCCUGGACUUUCAUUGGGAAAUGACCUCCGUCAACUUAUGAACGUUGCGCAGGUUUAUGGAAACAAAUUGGCCAACUACUAUGAAAAUGUAAUCAGUCCUGUUUACGGGUCUAAAAAAAGAAAGACUCAAAGUAAAAGACUCAUAAAAACUUUGUACGAAGCAUCUGAUAGUAGACCACCAGAUAAUAUUAAUGCCAUCUACAGUGAUAAAUCCAGCAAAAAUAACAAGAAGAGAAGUUUGGACAGUGCUGCUGAAGAAAGCACCAACUUUUACGAGAUUUUUGGUGUAGAUAAAGAUGCAAACAAUCACCGUAUUGAAGAGAAAAAUAAGAUGGAAGAUGAGAUCACGGCUUUCUUUUCGACAUAUGACGAUGAUCUUUCAUAUGGAUUUAAUGAUCUUUGUGAUAAUUUGAGUAUAAAAGGAUCGAAUAAACAUUUCCAGAGACUGAGAAUUGUUGGAUUUGAAAUAUAA
Mucor mucedo is the source of this 1116-nucleotide messenger RNA. RefSeq lists its product as uncharacterized. The transcript has 3 exons. The coding region runs from base 1 to 1116 and encodes 371 amino acids. Lineage: Eukaryota; Fungi; Mucoromycota; Mucoromycetes; Mucorales; Mucoraceae. The record is from RefSeq and is a predicted model, not a curated record.